Messenger RNA from Mizuhopecten yessoensis (Yesso scallop), 9161 nucleotides. RefSeq names its product protein bicaudal C homolog 1-like. Gene Ontology annotation, molecular function: protein binding; RNA binding. The record is from RefSeq and is a predicted model, not a curated record. Gene Ontology annotation, cellular component: cytoplasm. The coding region runs from base 24 to 3017 and encodes 997 amino acids. The transcript has 19 exons. NCBI's taxonomy places the organism in Eukaryota, Metazoa, Mollusca, Bivalvia, Pectinida, Pectinidae.
UCUUGUAAUAACAACAGAAUGCCAUGGCGGACAGGUUGUCGGUGCCAGUGCGCCCGAUAAACAUGAGAGAUUCUAGUAACUUAAGCGAGUCUCCCACGGAAUUAUGUGACGAUUGUCUGCAGGGAACUAAGGAUGAACUCGAACCAGGAUAUAUCGAGGAUAGAUUCCGCGUUGACAGGAAAAAGUUGGAGCAAAUGCUCCAAGGUCACCUGGAUGAAGAUGAAGAAUCAGCUGAGGAGUUCUUUCAGCGGAUUAUGGAUGAAACUAAUACUCAGAUAACUUGGCCCUCCAAACUCAAGAUCGGUGCCAAGUCUAAGAAGGACCCACACAUAAAGGUGAUAGGAAACCCAGACGAAGUAAAGGCUGCCAAGGAUAGCAUCAUGACUAUCCUCGACACAAAGAGUAACCGUGUGACCUUAAAGAUGGAUGUAUCACACACAGACCACUCCCACGUAAUAGGCAAGGGAGGUAACAACAUCAAGAGAGUGAUGCAGGAGACAGGCUGUCACAUCCACUUUCCAGAUUCAAACAGAGGCAACAAUGUACAGGAGAAAAGUAACCAGGUAUCUAUAGCAGGACAACCAGCAGGAGUAGAAUCUGCUCGGGCACAAAUUAGGGAACUGUUGCCGUUGGUGUUUAUGUUUGAGUUACCAGUGUCGGGAGUCCUGCAGCCUCUCCCUGACGCCUCGUCACCAACCAUUCAGCAGCUGCAGCAGCAGUACAAUGUCGCCAUCAGCUUCCGCCAGCGACCUCGUGUCUAUGCAACAACGGUGAUUGUAAGGGGCUCUGUAUGUAAUGCCAAGUCGGUGAAGGAGGGCACAGCUAGUCUUAUGGAGCACCUAACAAGCAAUGUGUCUGCACAACUGCCGGUCAGUAUGCAGCUAGAAAUUGCCCCACAGCACCACUUGUUCAUCAUAGGCCGAGGUGGUAUGAAUGUUAAGCAGAUUAUGACAAGGACAGGUGCGAGUAUCCACUUUCCAGACCCCACCACUGUGACGCCCCAGAGAAAGGGAACCUUUUAUAUCACUGGUAACAUAGAGAGUGUAUUCCUGGCACGCCAACAUCUCAUCGGUUGUCUACCCCUGGUCCUUAUGUUUGAUGUAAAAGAUGAGAUAGACAUGGAUCAAGCUCGCAUAACACAGCUGAUGGAGCAGCUGGAUGUGUUCAUCAGUGUCAAACCUAAACCCAAACAACCAAGCAAGUCUGUGAUUGUGAAGAGUAUAGAGAGGAAUGCCCCCAACAUGUACCUGGCCCGUCUGACAAUGCUAGGACUGAAAAGGGAUGACAAAGCUUACCCUCUCAGUAAGGCUGUGGAUUCAGACACAGGCAUCCUUCAGAACAAUGGACUCGGACUCUCAACUCUCGUGAUAGCCACCACAGCCAGUAGUACCAACAGUCCGAGCCGCAGUCCGUGUGAAAGUCCCAUCAGUAUAGGACAAAGUGCCUCCCCAGUUGACCUAGCUAGCCUACAGAAAGCCAAUGCUUUUGGUAAUUUGAUCACACGAGAGACAUCACCAACGGGAAGCUGUCAUACUCUGGACCUGCUUGGACUUAGUAAGACUGUGGGCAGUCACUCACCACUCUUUAGGGACAAUGGUAUGGGACGACCCAUCCUAGACAACAACCUAUCACCCCUACAAAAUGGUGAGCGAUCAUCAGAGUCAGGAGCAGAAUCUGAUGGUUCAGAUAAAUUAGCCCCGGGCAUAGAACGCAAAAACUCCAAUGCAAACCUAUUCCCUACAUGGAAUAUGAACACCGACUAUGAACAGAGGAAACUCAUGGCCAACAAAGCUAUGCAGAAGAAACCGGAGGGCGAGUCUAGAAUUCCCACCGACUAUUGGGCAGGUAUGGGCUUCUCCAAGUCCAUGCCUGAGUCAGCCAUCAGGGAAAAGUUUGGCAAGCGUUUCGAGACUAACCAGUACACAGAGCCAUCCAUGGCCACCACAUAUGAGUCACCCAAUGAGGGAUGUGAAGAGGAGGAAAUAGACAGAGACCCAUGGAGGGACUCGGUACAGCAGACAAACAAACCUAUGAAUCCUGCACCAGGGGAGUAUCCGAGCCCUCGCAAGAAGUAUGAGGUAUCACUGAGCAGCAGUAACUAUGUGGACAGUGCCUGUCUGCCAUCUGUCAAGAAUCUCUGGGCAGUCAAAACAGACAUCGCAGAACUGUUCAGUAAACUAGGACUAGGGAAAUACACAGACUUAUUCCAACAACAGGAAAUUGACCUUGCGACGUUCCUUACUUUGACUGACCAAGAUCUGAGGGAACUGGGUAUUUCAACAUUUGGCGCUCGCAGAAAGAUGCUACUAGCCAUAGCAGAUUUGAACAAAGGUCGGGCUGUAAUGAACUCCGAUAAGAUGCCUAACCAUACAUCAGAGAAGGUCCCUCCAGGGUUUGCCCCUCGCCACAACAACAACAUCCCUGGUACACACACAGACACCAACCACCCCCUCCUGGCUGCCCGAUCAAUGACCGGUCACCGUAGCUCCUAUGCAGACAGCGAGGGUCCAGUAUUCCCACAGCGCGCCAUCACUGGGAAGCAGUUCUCUGAUAGCGAGGGAUCCAAUCUUCACACUGGUAUAGCCUUACACAAUUCCAGCUCUAGUCUCAGGAGCUCCGGGGCAGGGCUUCAUGGCUCAGGAAUGGGACUGCAGCACACAAGUCCCCUCGGGGGCCUCCAUCACAGUGGGCCACUCCACAGCUCCACCUCCAACUUACAUGGGUCUGGUCACCUGAAUAGGAACACUGCACACUUCAUGGAUGGCAGUGUUCCUCGACAGAUCACUGGGGGAUUCUCCAGCAGUGGUGUGUUCUCUUCAGAGGGUUUUGGACAGGGUCUUACUGGCCGUCAGAUCACACGGGGACUGAGCUCUAGUUUUCAAGACAGCAGUAGUCUGUCUCUUCAACAGCUGGCCAAUGCCUCUACGAGCAGUAGUCCCUUCAUAGACACCACGUCGACACGCCCCGUCCAGCGAAACUCGCGCUCAGACCUUGCUAAUCUCAGUGCACGCUGGUGAUCACGCCAACAACAGACACAAAUCUUACUAGUUAAUGACUACUGGUUACUCAUAAAACGGGAAAAAUAAAGACUGCCUUAUUACAAAUAUUAUUCUAGAGGUAAGGAUGUAUUUCAAAUACAUCAAUAAUCCUUAAUGCUCCCAUGGAGAGUAUAUUACCCAUUUUUUUUUCGAUUGCUCAGGGUAACUUUUUCUUGAUAUAUUAUUAUUAAACAGAGAUAAUUCCGUUGAAAACCUCAACAAUUUUCCAGAAACAUCUUGCAGUCUUACAAAGUAUGUAAUCAAUAAUUUCUCAUUGAAUUGAACGAAUUAGUAAGUACUGAAUGGAUGUUUCCUCCCGUCAAACUUUGUAGAAGUGGAAAGUACAGAUUAACUGUAAAGGUCUCUACUUUCAAACAGAUCUAAAUUUUUACACAAUUCUGAACAGAUUUUCAUAAAGUUUAUACAAAGGUCAAAUAACAGAAUGUCUCAGAUGAGUUCAUAAUUCAGGGUUUCCAAGGUCAAGGCCAAGGUCACUGAUGCUAUUUAUAUGUCAAUAUCUGGUAUUUUGUCAACAGAUUCAUUAUAGCCAAUUUAAUGACUUUAAUGUCAUACAGCAUUUUUAGUUAACAAUGUAAACUUUAAAAACUGAGCAAAUUUUAGAUCAAUACACAUAUUUGUUGACAAAUUCAAGUUUACUUAACUGUAUUUUUGGCAUUCCUUCAUGUCAGGUAAAUCUGAGGAUGAUUGUGCAGUAGAUGAAUAAAGCUAUUUCACAUCUGACCAUAGCAAACACAAGUACAGUAAAAAUUAAACAAUACAGAAAAUAACUACAUACAUGUUUUGUUGAACAAAAAUUAAGACUGUGUGAUAGUUAGUUUUAAUUAGUUUCAUUAAAGUCUUAAAAAAACUUGCAUGCUAUUUUUUUUGUUAAAUUCUCAAGAUAUUGAUCCCACAGAUUUAUGUUAAUAAAGACCUUUACAGUAAUCAUAUGUAAACUGCUGUCAAUGAUUUGGAGUACAUUUAGAGUUGUUAACUGUCAAUGGUCCGGAGUAUAGUUGGAGUUGUUAACUGUCAAUGGUCCAUAGUACAGUUGGAGUUUUUAACUGUCAAUGGUCCAUAGUACAGUUGGAGUUUUUAACUGUCAAUGGUCCAUAGUGCAGUUGGAGUUGUUUACUGUCAAUGGUCCAUAGUACAGUUAGAGUUGUUUACUGUCAAUGGUCCAUAGUACAGUUGGAGUUGUUAACUGUCAAAGGUCCAUAGUAGAGUUGGAGUUGUUUACUGUCAAAGGUCCGUAGUACAGUUGGAGUUGUUAACUGUCAAUGGUCCAUAGUACAGUUCGAGUGUUUAACUGUCAAUGGUCCAUAGUACAGUUGGAGUUGCUUACUGUCAAUGGUCCAUAGUACAGUUGGAGUUGCUUACUGUCAAUGGUCCAUAGUACAGUUGGAGUUGUUAGCUGUCAAAGGUCCAUAGUACAGUUGGAGUUGUUAACUGUCAAAGGUCGAAGUACAGUUAGAGUUGUUAACUGUCAAAGGUCCAUAGUACAGUUGGAGUUGUUUACUGUCAAAGGUCCGAAGUACAGUUGGAGUUGUUAACUGUCAAUGGUCCAUAGUACAGUUGGAGUUGUUUACUGUCAAAGGUCCGGAAUACAGUUGGAGUUGUUAACUGUCAAAAGUCUGAAGUACAGUUGGAAUUGUUUAGUGUCAGAGUAAAUUGGCAGUAGCUGACCAGAGCGUGUGACAAUCUGUGUCAAUAAACAUUACACAAUGACCGCCCAAUCCUUUAAACAGCGGUAAAUAAAGGGCAACUAUUUUGUAUAUGGAUAAAAAUAAUCUUAAAAGUUUUCAACAUUUGCUGGUUGUAAAAAGCAUUGUGAUUGGUUUAUAGUAGAACUGGCCUGAAAGAUUGAGCGAGUUUACCUGCCUUGUUGCUGCAAUUAAUAGCUGUUACAUUACCACACAUAAAGCGUCCUUUGUUUUAUUGAAGUACAAGUAUAGUGCUGUUCUAGCAAAGGCAACAGAUUGAAAUCCUUAGGAAUGAAAAGGAGCUUUCAAAGCAAAGAAAAAAUAACACUUUUACCAAAUUAUGAUUCAAAGGAGAAAAUCAAUUUUAAUAUCUAAAUAGAUCUGGUAUUAAUAAGGCAGGCAAGAAUACUUUGAGUACUGCGUUUGUUGUUUUGAUUAAUGAAAUAGGUUGUUUUGUGUGUGGAAGCACGUUGUUGCAGGCAACACAUUGUUAUUGAGCUGAUGUCUGUAAAAUUAGAAAAUAUUAUAUAUUGUUUGUUAUCUUGACAAAAAUCUUGGAGCUACCAGAGCAGUGGACCUUCCGUCUCUAGUCGUUGUGUAUGUAUGAUGAACCUCCAUUAACCCUGUUUGUUAUUUGUAGCUAUAGCCAUUAUAAAACUACAGUCAACUUUUUGCAAAAUAUUUUAAUAACAAUCAUUGUAAUGUCCAUCUCAUCAACGUUUUUAUACAAAAGCCAUUUUUAUCAAACCAAAAAAAUCUGCUUUUUAUGUAUAAAUUUUAUUUUGAAUGUAUGAUUUUAUUUUAAUUUCUAUGUCUUUAUUUUUGCAAUAUUGAUUAUUUUUGUACAAGUUUUAACUCGUAAAUCCGUCCAUGGUAUAUCUUUCUCCUGUCUUUAUGCCUUUGUUUGCCAGGAUCAUGGUUUGCUAUACUUCUAUUUCUUCCUUUAUCUUAAACUUGUGGCUCAACUUUCAUAACAUGAAAAAAAUCUACAUUUUGAAAACCAUUGCAAAGCAGAUGCUUUGUGAUUUAAAGUAUGAAAUGAGUUGAAAUGUUUAUAUCAAGUAACUUUGUUGAGUAGUUUAAGAAAAUAGAACUAUUUAUUGACAAGAAUAAUUGAGCAUAACUGUAAAGGAAACAAUGAUACAGGUAUAUUUACGUAUGACACGAUGUCGUCACUAUUUGAACUGAAUCCUUUGUAUUAUUGAGUUUGAUAUUUUUACCGAUUGUUUUGCUACAUGUGUUUGCCCUCAUUGUUGUAUAUAUAUUUACAUACCCUGACUGUAUUAAGUGUUAACUGUGAUGUACUAAGGUCCACUGGUAGUAUUCCAUGCUUCACUGACUUACUCCUGUCAGGUACAACACACACCUUACACACACCAGUACAUUGCUAAAUAAAAGUAGUAAUGGUGCUGCCUACUUUUCAAUCAUUCAAUCACAUAAAAACGAUUUCAAUCUGUCAGAGAGACUACCUCUUGUAGGUGUUCCUUCCUCUCCAGAGAACCACCGUUUAAAGCAGUUUACAAUAUAAGUGGUGUCUCCAUACAUUGUUGGCUAUCAUUACUAAUAUAGUUUGGCUACAAAUACCACCUUUUGGCUAUCAUUACUAAUAUAGUUUGGCUAUAAAUACCACCUUUUGGCUGUAAAUUCAAUUGUCUUUUGCUUAAAUCAAAUGAUGGCAGAUUUCACAUCAAACUUUUGGCGUCUCUUCUACAAAAAAACAUCCAAUUCGUUCUUGAUUUGAGCUUGUUUCAAUUUUAAGGCAAUUUGAUAGAUAGCUCAUCGAUAAAAACAUCAUAGAAAUUAAGUAAUUGUAAACAUUUACAGCAGUAUGUAAUACUUGUGUAAAAUCUUUGGAGGCAGUGUUGAUAAUAUUUAGUAACGCGCGUAUGCAUCAGGUGUGUUGUACCUACAGAGUAACGGCCCCAGUGUAUACAGGUGUGGCUGACACAGAUUGGCUCAGAUCCACCGCGUCUCACACAGGCUGUCCAGGGGCUUCCUUCUUAUUGGCUAAUGUCUCGCUAACCCCAACUCCCGGGUUCAACUCAUAUCUCUUAACAUCAAGCAAAGAAAGAUAGACCACACUUUUUUCCGAUAUACCGACAUGCGUGGAUUUGCAUCUGCAGUUAUGGCUUACAUCAAUCAGAAUCAAUAGAAGACCCCUCCUGUCAAGCUACAAAACAAGUGCUUUCACCAGUUUAACGGCAGGCUAUAGGUGUGUGUAUUUAUUUCCUUAACAAACACGAUCUAUGGUAAAAGCACAGUUUCUAAUGUAGGAAACAACAUUUUUUUCUAAAAGACGAGACAAAAUAUGGAUCAUUUACAAAAAGUAUAUCAUCUGGUUAGUAUUGUGUUAAAUUAGCCAAUUAGAAUUAAGCCUGAAGCAGCCAAUGAAAUGUUAUCUAUCACAUAAUAGUAGAUUAAUAUGCAAAUGUUGAAUAUGACUUUAAUCAAAAUGUACACUAUAUACCCGCCCUUGUUUGUGUUGACCUGUUGCUUUAUAUACUUUGUAAGCCUACCAAUUCUGAUCAACUUACAUCAUAUUAUAUACCCCCUUUUUUUUUUUUACAAAGUACACAUUUUUGUGUUACAAUUAAAGUUAUAUUAAAAAUUCGCUCAAAGUAAUGAUGUACCGAUUAUAUUUUUAUCUAAAGUUUACGGCACUGAAGUUUUAUUAAAUCUCAUUCUGUAUUAUGUAAAAAGUUGUCUGACCACUGGAACACGGAGAUUAGCUUGAGUAGUUAAGUGGAUUUAUAUCUUACACUACUUUUUUUUAAUAUGAACAUUAAAAAUUGUUAAGUUGUAAAUUAUAUGGCAUUACUAAUCUCUGUUGAUGAAGGCUACUAAGGCCAGAGAAUCGGUACUAGCAGAGAUUUUAGUAAAGUGUUGUAAAGACAUUCGGUACUAAGGCCAGAGAAUCGGUACUAGCAGAGGUUUUAGUAAAGUGUUGUAAAGACAUUCGGUUGUGACGUUUCAUAGUUGAAAUGCUGUUAAAUGAUAAUAACAGACAAUUUUAUCCGUUUUCUUUCUGGGUUUUUUUUGUAACCAGUGAACAGGUUUCACAUUAGAAAAAUUUGAUCAAUUUAUUUUACAUGAAUUUUUUUCUUCUCAAAUACUUAUUAUUUCAAGAUGUGUUCACAGUAAGGUAUGAAGCAUCACUAAUACUGUAGAAAUUUGGAUUACUUGUAGCCACUUAUAACAGUUGGUUUGAUUGGUACGGGGGGAGCUACACUGGAUUAUACGUUAUAUACCAACUCAACAAGUUAUCACAGAAAUUAUCAUAUCCAGUAGUUCAGUAAUAUAGAUCUUUAAAACCUUCAAUCAUAUCCCUCAUUUCUUGUCCUUAUCAGCUUCAUUUAAAUUGUUUUAAACUUUCAAAACUGAUAAAAUUGAUCAAGCUACUUUUACAUCAUGAUUUUAUUUGUCAACGAGUUUCUGAUUAAAAAUCUUUGUACAACCAAAGUAAUUAUUUAAGUAAGCAAAGGUGUUUUAAAAAUAGUUGAAAUCUAGUAUUUUUGUGUUGUGUGAAAAAGUAAAUGCAUGACUAUGCAAUGGAAACCUGGAAUACAGGCUAAACAUAUUUGCCGUCCAUGACUCGAGGCAAUUCUUACAACUCCUCUACCUACAGGAAGUGGUAGGAACAAUGCAAGUUAUAUCACAAUUAUCACUUAAAAUCUUGAUUUGUCCCUUGGGAUAGUUGUUGGUCUUGGUUGGGGAUGAAAAGUAAGAGUUCCAUACGAUGUUAAACUGUCUGCUCACUUUAUACAAUGAAGAUCUGCAGUAAACAUGUACUGCUGAUGAAGCUGGGAGAGGACUUGUAAGAAUUGUUAAGGUAUUUUAUUAAGUAAUAUUUGACUGUGAUCACACAUAUUUAUACUGCUUAGUAGAUGUAGAGAACAUCAGACGUCCACUGUAGGGGAGUCUGGUGUUUCAACCCAAGGCAGUUUAGGCCGAAAGUGUCCCUCUAUGAAACAGUUAUUUCACAUCAUUGUUGACAACUUGUGAUUUAUUGCUAUUUUGGAUGCAGUUCAGUGUUAUAAAGAAAUGUAUCCCAGUUGUACAUUGUGACGAUAUUAAUCAGCAUGUUUUUUUUUUAAAUAGUUGCAUCAAUUAUUCUGCUUUUCAUAGUUGGUAAAGUGACAUGCAAGCCAGGAAGAUCAUGCUUCAAUAGAGUACACAAGUAGCUGAACAUUUAAUUGAGUUAAAUAUUACUGGGCUAUGGAGCAAUGUCUAAUUGGGAUGCAUUUCUUGUGUAUUAAACAUAUUGCUGUCUCAGAAAUCAAACAAAUUAAAAACAUGUAAAUAUCGUCAACGUGAAAUGACGGAUUUCAAUUACAGAAUACUGUAUAAGGGCAGGUCUGCAUCAUUAUAAGAUCUGAAGAGUCCAUCAUUAUGAUAAAGUAAUAAAAUAUCUCCACAAAGU